AUGUCGCUAUUCAGAACACUCCAGCACUCUCCUGCAACAUUGACCAUCUUCCACGAUGCCACCAUUCCUCUUUCCAACAUCCUCUACAAGGCAUUGAGCAGAGCUCAUUUCAACCUCAAGGACAACUCAAAGCACGAGUUCCAGAUCGAUUUGAUGCAGAACAAGAUGCCUACCUUAGAUCAAUACCAGUCACUUGUACGCAAUUGUCUUCCUGAUUCGCGAAGCAAGUCGAUUUUGCAUGGAUGUUAUCCAUUUUUGCACGACAGAAGGACUCUGGGCUCGUCCCACUCAGAAAUCGUCACCACUCGAGGCUUGGGCCACCACAGAGGAACCUUUUCCGAGGGUGAGUACAGCAUUAUCUACGACGCAUUCAACAAGCUACACGAGGGUAAAGCUACUGGUAAAGUGGACAUCGAACCCUCCGAAAUCUUCAGGGCACCUUUGGUGGUGGACUGGGAUCAGAACAAGAUAGCGAACGACGAAGAGUCAUUGGUGGAAAUCUUACAAAAGUACACCGCAGAGUAA
Molecule: messenger RNA, 525 nt
Organism: Scheffersomyces stipitis CBS 6054
Lineage: Eukaryota; Fungi; Ascomycota; Pichiomycetes; Serinales; Debaryomycetaceae
Exons: 2
Coding region: 1-525 (174 amino acids)
Cellular component (GO): mitochondrion
Molecular function (GO): oxidoreductase activity
Source: RefSeq, a predicted model, not a curated record